This is a messenger RNA of Nematostella vectensis (starlet sea anemone), 1381 nucleotides long. Its product is annotated as all trans-polyprenyl-diphosphate synthase PDSS2. The transcript has 3 exons. The record is from RefSeq and is a predicted model, not a curated record. The coding region runs from base 102 to 1283 and encodes 393 amino acids. Lineage: Eukaryota; Metazoa; Cnidaria; Anthozoa; Actiniaria; Edwardsiidae. Gene Ontology annotation, molecular function: prenyltransferase activity. Gene Ontology annotation, cellular component: mitochondrion; transferase complex. Gene Ontology annotation, biological process: isoprenoid biosynthetic process; ubiquinone biosynthetic process.
AUUGAACCCACAACGUUGAAGGGAGUCACGUCCAAAGGUCGCUCUUUCUCAUGAAUUUCCGUGAAAUUCUAAUAUCUUUUGAUAGAUAAAGUUAUGCGAGUAUGUUUUCUUUGCGUUUUAGUCUAGCAUCGCGUGUGCUUAGCUUUGGGACAAAAGCAAAUCAGCUUUAUUCUGUCAACAAAAUUGGCAACCACCAUGCAGCAACAAAUGUAUUGUUACGUAACAAGUCACGUGAUUUAUGGACAGCCAAUCAACAGGACGACUUAACUAAAGCAUUAUCAGAUGCAGAGAAGCUGGUUGGCUACCCAACUUCUUUCCUGAGCUUGCGUUGCCUGCUCAGUGACGAACUAUCAAAUAUUGCAAUGUACAUGAAGAGGCUUGUCGGCAGCCGACACCCGCUAGUGAAGACAGCACGGGGCUUUGUGUAUGACGGGCAGUACAGCAUGCAGACUAGAGGUCUGUUGGUAUUGCUGGUUGCUAAGGCAGCAGCUCCUUGUCUCCCUAGCAACAAGGUGUCAAUGGAGCACGAGGCAGUUUCUGGGAUUUUCCCAGGACAGAGGCAAAUAGCUGAGAUCACAGAAAUGAUUCACACAGCAUACUUGAUUCACAAUGGAGUGGUUGACUUGGCAGCAGUUCCUACUAAAGAAUUCAAAGACAUGGAGUUUGGAAACAAAAUGAGUGUGUUAACUGGUGAUUUUCUACUUGCAAAUGCUUGUACUGGAUUGGCUGCUUUGAAUGAUACCCAAGUUGUUGCCAUGAUCUCCACGGUGAUCAGUCAUCUGAUGGAAGGUCGUGUCAUGAGCUCUGAGUAUAACACUUUAACUCUUGACUACUGGAAGGAGAUAGUGUUCAAAAGCAAAGCAAGUCUGCUGGCUAACAGUUGUCAAGCUGCUCUCAAACUAUUGUCACAUUCUACAGAGUUACAAGAGAAAGCUUAUGAAUUUGGAAAGAACAUUGCCUUUGCUCAACACUUGAAGGAAGAAUUAGAAAACUUACAAAGCAACCAGCCGGCCAUGACCCUUAAUAGUGCAUCUGUUAUCCUUAGUCUUGCUGAACCACAAGUACAAAAAAUGGUUAAAAAAGUCAGAGAAAACAGCAAUCCUAUCAAAAAUGAAAGACUCGGCAGAAAAAUUAUGGAACAUGUAAUUGCUGGUGAUGCACCUCGGCGUAUGAAAACCCUUUUGAUGGAAUAUAGUCAGGGUGCUCUGGAUGCAGUCUUAUAUUUCCCUGAGUCUGAGGCUAGACAGGCCCUUUUAAACAUAAUCCGAACUGUACAUCCCUGACAUGAAUAGCAUGAUGGGAGUUUUUAACAUAGGCUUUAGCCUAGCAAGAUUAUGACAACAGAAAAAGAUCCAAUUAUUAAAAAAAAGCACAUCAUGAA